AGCGGAAGCAGCGAAGGGCGGGGGCGGGGGGAGGAGGCGGGGGCGCUGCCCGGGUGACAGGGCCGUCCCCGGGGGCGGAGCGCAGCGGCCUGCGGCGGGGCCGGGCGACGUGUCCGAGCGCAGCUGCCUGCGGCGGGGCAGAGCGACGUGUCCGAGCGAGUCGGUCCCCCUGUCCCGUCCCAGUCCCGUCCCAGCCCGGCGCCGCGGCACCAUGUCCGGCCAGAGCCUCACCGACCGCAUCACGGCGGCGCAACACAGCGUGACCGGCUCGGCCGUCUCCAAGACCGUCUGCAAGGCCACGACCCACGAGGUCAUGGGGCCCAAGAAGAAGCACCUGGACUAUUUAAUCCAGUGCACAAAUGAGAUGAAUGUGAACAUCCCCCAGCUGGCAGACAGCUUGUUUGAAAGAACUACCAACAGUAGCUGGGUGGUGGUCUUCAAGUCCCUCAUCACAACUCACCAUCUAAUGGUGUAUGGAAAUGAGCGUUUUAUCCAGUAUCUAGCUUCCAGAAACACACUGUUCAAUUUGAGCAAUUUCCUAGACAAAAGUGGAUUGCAAGGGUAUGACAUGUCCACAUUUAUCAGACGGUAUAGUAGGUAUCUGAAUGAAAAAGCAGUUUCUUACAGACAAGUGGCUUUUGACUUCACCAAAGUAAAAAGAGGGGCUGAUGGAGUCAUGAGGACAAUGAACACAGAAAAACUCCUUAAAACUGUACCAAUUAUACAAAAUCAGAUGGAUGCACUUCUUGACUUCAAUGUCAAUAGCAAUGAGCUUACAAAUGGUGUAAUAAAUGCUGCCUUCAUGCUUCUCUUCAAAGAUGCCAUUAGACUCUUUGCAGCUUAUAAUGAAGGAAUUAUUAACCUUCUGGAAAAAUACUUUGACAUGAAAAAAAACCAGUGCAAAGAAGGCCUUGACAUAUAUAAGAAGUUCCUCACUAGAAUGACAAGGAUCUCAGAGUUUCUCAAAGUUGCAGAGCAAGUUGGAAUUGACAGAGGAGACAUACCAGAUCUUUCUCAGGCACCAAGCAGUCUUCUUGAUGCUUUGGAACAACAUUUAGCCUCUUUAGAGGGAAAGAAAAUCAAAGACUCCACAGCUGCAAGCAGGGCUACCACACUUUCCAAUGCAGUCUCUUCCCUUGCGAGCACUGGCCUGUCUCUCACUAAAGUGGAUGAAAGGGAAAAACAAGCUGCAUUAGAGGAAGAGCAAGCUCGUUUAAAAGCUUUAAAGGAACAACGUCUAAAAGAACUUGCAAAGAAACCUCAUACCUCUUUAACGACAGCAGCCUCUCCUGUGUCUACUGCAGCGGGAAGCAUAAUGACCACCCCAGCCGUUGAUAUUUUUUCCACCCCUAGCUCUUCAAACAGCACAUCAAAGCUGCCAAAUGAUCUACUUGAUUUGCAGCCAACCUUUCAUCCAUCUGUACAUCCUAUAUCCACUGGGCCACAAGUAGGAGGUACAUGGGGAGGCACCACCUGUAAUGGCCUAUCCUGCUACAACACCAACAGGAAUGAUGGGAUAUGGAAUGCCAACACAGGUGGGAGGUGUACCAGUCAUGACACAACCAACCUUAAUAUACAGCCAACCUAUCAUGAGACCACCAAAUCCUUUUGGCCCCGUUUCAGGAGCACAACUGUCUGCAGCAUCCAGUCCUUCCAGUCAGAGUCCUCACAGAGCCUCAGGAAAGGAUCCCUUUGCAGAGCUCUCUCUCCAGGAUUUCUUGUAAAACAACUUAGAUACAGUUUAUGUAAUCAUGCCAGAUGGAAGAGAAAGGAACAGCUCCAAAAAGACACGUAUCAACAGCAAACCCCUACUUCCAGCAAAAUCCAAAUUGCUGUAUUUUAACUCCUCUUCCUUUAAAAUGAUGCAGGAAAAUCAUGAAGGCCCACAAAGGAAACUGGGACAACUCUUUAGGAAAGUGUCAAUACACGAUAUAAAGCCAAGAAUUCCCCUAAUUUAAGAUGUUUUUUUCUGGUGACUAACGCGUCAGUACUUUCAACUCCUAUUAGUAUCCAUAAUCAGUAACAUACUAAGAGAAGCUCUUAUUCUGAAAUCGUAAGAUUUGUAUUUGGAAAUGCUGUGGGCAAUGAAGAUGAGUGUCCUUUACCAUAACUCAAAACAAGAUUUUCUUCGGGGGAUCAGAUCCUAACUCUUAAUUCUGCAGUUAUCUUUUCUUCAGUCCUCACAAAUGUAGACACAGCAAUGAAAAUUAACUUUUCUUUUUUAAAAAAAUUAUAUAUUCAGUUUGCAGUAGACAUUCCUUAUGUAUUGUUUGUAUUUAUUUAUGAUUAUCAAUUUAAGUAACAUUAAUAUUGUAUCAAACUCCUUAUGAAAAUGAGUAUGGAUGUAUACAGUAUGUCUGAUUUUUAUCCACAAGAAUGAUUUUGAUUCAGAAUGCUUUUCAGCUGACACAUAGAGAGCACUAACUAUUUUAAAGGCCUGAAUCUUAUGAAUUCUCAGUCUGUAUGGGAAUUAGGGAAGUUAUAAAAUGCAUUAAUCCUUAUAGUCAAUUCUGUGCCGAGGGUUUUGCAAGGGAACAGUUAACUGACCAGGAGAAACACUACAUUUUUAAUUCAGCAUUAGUGUGUUGGGAAGGAACUUUAUUGCUUUGUGCUUGGCAUGUCAUCAUUUUAGAUUUGACAUCAGGCCCUUCCAGAAUGAAUGUGAGGAAUUGCUUUCACUUUAAGACUUUCCUUUUCUUUAAACACUCUAGGAGGUAUUUUGUGAAAAAAGCCUUGAUUUUCAUUUGGCUAGUGCCAUGUUUAUGAUCAUGUACCUUUAAAAAAAAAAAAAUGGGGGGGAAGUAGGAUCUUUACAAAUGACGACUAGCAAGAAUUUAGUUAAUGAGGAAUUAAAGCAGCACUGUUGAUCGGUGCUUUGCGUAAAUAGUUAACUUUUGGGUGGAAAGGGGCCUUCAGAAGGAUAGUCAAUGAUAUGAAAGCAAUUCUGUACAUGAAUUAAGCAUACUUGCUGCAUUGUCUCUGCAGAUUCUAUUUUUGUUUAAAAUAUUAAAAUGUAUGUUAGCAAAAAUGGGUGGAUUUUCAAAUAAAAUGCAGCUUCCACAGA
Messenger RNA from Caretta caretta (loggerhead turtle), 3064 nucleotides. NCBI's taxonomy places the organism in Eukaryota, Metazoa, Chordata, Testudines, Cheloniidae. The record is from RefSeq and is a predicted model, not a curated record.